Ahaetulla prasina is the source of this 4680-nucleotide messenger RNA. It is a transcript of the gene FYRD1, whose product is annotated as transforming growth factor beta regulator 1. The record is from RefSeq and is a predicted model, not a curated record. The coding region runs from base 1387 to 2529 and encodes 380 amino acids. Gene Ontology annotation, biological process: regulation of cell cycle. Gene Ontology annotation, cellular component: nucleus. NCBI's taxonomy places the organism in Eukaryota, Metazoa, Chordata, Lepidosauria, Squamata, Colubridae. The transcript has 2 exons.
GGGUGGCGAGACUCUUCUGCAAUGAUAAUCUCGAUUAGUCGAGGAGGGGGUGGAACAGAUGAUAUGCUUUGCAAGUCCUUGCAUAAUUGCAUUAUUUCGAUUAAUUCUGCGCUUCUAGCAGAAGAGCGGGGGGGUGGGAAUUCUCUUGGCUGGAACCUGCGAAGCAGCGCGGCUGAAUUGCAUCCAGUCUCGCCCUUAUCCUGGUCACCCGCAGUGGCCAAACCACUAUAAUUUUCCGACUCCAGCUAUUAGCUGAUAUAGAUCAACGUUUCUCAAACUUGAUUUUAAGACACGUGGACUUCAUCUCUCAGAAUUCCUCCUGCUGGCUAGGGAAUUCUGGGAGAUGAAGUCCACAUGCCUCAAAGUAGCCAAGUUUCAGAAACACCUUUUUUUUAACUGGAGUGGGGGAGCUUUAUUUGCCCAUGUGAUGGCAGCAAUUGAUCUGGUCUGCCCUCAGUUUGUCAGUUCUCACUUUGGAAGCCAUGAAAGUGGAUGCCUGUCCUAUUAUCUCUUUCAAAUUCUGUAUUACUGUUAUUCUUCUCAUCUUUACCUAUUACCUAUCACCUUUUCUACUUAUGACUAUAACUUUGUUGCUUCUAUCUUUAUGGUUGAUAUUAUUUUAUUUAGUUUCCUAGUAUUUAUGUUGAUUGCUUAUUUAGUAGCCUAUGACUGUCACUAAGUGUUGUAUCUUAUGAUUUAUGAAUGUAUUUUUAUGAUGACUAUGAUCAUGAUUUAUCAGUCAUAGCUUUUAUGUACAUUGAGAUCUUAUGCACCGAAGACAAAUUCCUUGUGUGUCCAAUCCCACUUGGCCAAUAAAGAAUUCCACCCCACCCACCCUUUCAAAAGCAAAUCCCUCAACUUGGGGUCCCUUUAUGGUACUGAGACCACUGAUGCUUAGCCAGCAAGGUGACCGAGUGAUACAGAGUUAUGGGCCCAUUACCCACAAACUAAGCUGGCUUUCUUUAAUAUAGGAACCUCUGUGCAAAACCAGUUCCUCUCUUACCUAUUUGUGGGUUGCAGUUUUCUCAUUCCUGUGUCCUUACCUUUCUGUUUCUUAAUUAUAUUCUAGUUCCUCCUUGCCAUAAAUUUCCCCUUUUUAACACUUUGGAUAGAUAAUUGUAGGGGGAAAUAUCUUGCCAGGAUCAUUGUUUUGCUGGAUUUCUAAGGGAAAAGGUUAUACUGGGAAGUUGAAAAGGGGUGCUGUUUAAAUGAAGCGGCUCUGAAACGGGAAUAUGGCUGCUCCCUGUGAGACUCAGAGCUAUGUUGAAUUAGACAAGGUUUUUUCCCCCCCAUACUCUGGUCUAAUAGCAAUCAUCCAGAUGGUAAAACAGGUAAUCCUUGUCUAGUAACUGCAUUGUACAGUGACCAUUUGCAGUUACAACAGUGAUGAAAAAUUAUCUUUGGAACCAAUCACAUUUAUCACAUUCGCAGGUCUGUAAAGCAAAGAAAAACUGGCAUAAGAUUCCAUCUUCUGCCUGCCACCUUUCUUUUCGGCUGCUGCUCACGAUGAAGAAAAACCUACGGAAAAACCAGGAUGAACGUUACCGCCUGAAGUUUCAGCGUCUUUGCCGCGUGGCCAAGGUGCUGGUUUACGAGAAUGCAGCCUUGUGCGAUGAAAUUGCCCGGCUGGAGGCCAAAUACUUGCAGGUACGUGAGGAGCGCCGUUUCCUGCUUACUCGCCUGUUGCAAGCACAAGCCCUGGCUGAGGACGAAUCUUCCACACCUGCUGUGGCAGCCAGCCUGCAACCUUCCCCAGAUGAGCUGCCAACUCGCAAAGUACGCCGGGAACGCAAAGGCAAAGAGAAUGGCCGAGCAUCCAAACGCAGGGCACCCAUGGAGCUGGGCAUUCGCCGGCUGGUCCCCCCACUUCCUUUGGAUCCCACCGGACGGCCGAUUUUUCCUAUCACUUUAGGUCCACUGACCGUCUACAGUCUGGGUGACAUCAUCUCUGACCGUCCUGGUUUCCACACGGAGAAUGCCAUCUACCCUGUGGGAUAUUGCAGUACCAGGGUUUUUGCCAGCACCCGCAGGCCAACUCACCGCUGCCUGUACACCUGCCAGAUCAAGGAUGGGGGCACCGGGCCACACUUCGAAAUUGCCCCUGAGGACGAACUGGGGGUUGUAAUAACAGGAUCCACCCUGGAUGCCUGCCAUGGUCAGCUGUUGGAAGCAGUAGGUGCUGGCCAGCUCGAGCCAGUAGGGGCUGAAUUCUUUGGGCUGUCGCACCCCGCAAUCCAACACCUCAUCCAGAGCUGCCCGGGAGCACACAAGUGUGCUGGGUACCGUUGGUGCCGCUUUGAAGUCUGUCGUCCGAACGAUGGACCCCCUCCUGAGGGGCUGUCUCCAAAGAAUCCAGGCACUGAUUUUGAGGCGUUCCAGAGUCAAGGUUUGGCCAGGUCUCUGAAUCUAGAUUUUCCUGCGGCUUCUCCUUCUCCACCCAGCGGAAAUGGCUACACUGAACUUUUCCUGCCUUGUGCUACUUCAGCCGAGUCCCCUCUCCCUCCAAGUCCAGAAACUGACCCUGAUUGAGAACAGCCAGAAGGUAGCUUUUCAGGUGCUCCACCCUUUCUUUCUAGCUCCUCUGUGUGGGGAGCAGUAUUGCCUGAUAUCACUAGAAUGGGCUUGAUUGAAAUUUUCAGAAUUUUUUUUCUCUAUCUUUCUGUUUACAGUGGCUCCAAGCACCUGCUUUAUUUCUUAAGCUUUCUGCAGGAACAGUAAGAAUAGAAGUAAUUUAAAAACUACUAAAUUGGGGGAGAUCAAGGCUUUGAAAGAGGGCUAUGGAAUUUUUCAGCUCUGCAGUUCACAAAGUUUUGGAGCCGUCAACCCCUCUACACCCCCCCCCAAAAAAAGAUACAAGAUUGCUUCAUUUUGCAAAAUCAUUGAUAUUGUGGCUUUAUUUUAGAAGCAGCCACUCUCAUUUCCAGUUCACUUACCCUGGAGUAGUAUUUGUUCUGUAGAGGAGCAGCUACAGAAGAUCUUGACUUUGUCAUUAGCUCAUCCAAAGUGGGAACCAGUUUGGAGGACAGUCCAGCUUCUUGUACAGAAAUUCAUGUGCUAAAGCCUUUUUAAACCACACUCCCCCUCUGCCUGGAUAAACAAGCUGUUGUCUUGUCCAGGUGUACCAGGAGCAAAGACUGCUACACAUGCAUAAGCUCCAUUCCGAAUUUGCUACCCUCUAUAGCAGGGGCAGACAACUAUGACCUAUAGAAAACUCAGGAAUUCUGGGAGUUGAAGUCCACAAGUCAUAAAGGGGCCAUAGUUGUCUAUCCCUGCUUUACAAGUAAUCCUCAUUUAAAAACCCUAACCGGGACCAGAAAUUAAAUUGCUAAGUGAUGUGGCUGUUAAGCAAAACAUCACAUGACCACACCACUUAGCAAUGGAAUUGUUCAGUCCUAGUUGCAGGUCAUUAAGUGAGGACCGCCCACUUUUCCUGCCCUGUGUUCACCUCCACUUCAACUCCCCCCUGCCAUCUAUCUCACCCCAAUCACUGCCUUUGUAGACACCCUGCACUCCACUGCUUGUACCUGCUACCUCAGCUGACCAGUGUCUUCCUCCCACUGCCAAUGGCAGCUGCUGAGAGAUCACAGGAAGAAGAGAAGCAGAGGAAAACCAAAAAAGGCAGAGAUGGAAGAUAGGAGGAUGGGGGAAACUAAAGUGCACCCUGAGGUCAUAAAUGCAGCUGGGCUGCCAAAUAAUUUCGAUCAUGUGAAUGCAGGGGUGCUGGAGUGGCCAUAACUUCAAGGACCAAGCAUAAAUACCAUUCAUUUAAUACCAAUGGAACUUUGAACUGUCACUGAAUGAAUGAUUGUUAAGUGAGGAAUACUGGUAGUAUUUGUUUGUGACUGCAGGAAGUUACAAUUCAGUCUGAGAAUCCUACCUUAAGGCAAUACAUCCAGUGAUAUAAAUUAUAACAUCUGAAGUCAGGGAAAGUAUACAACCACACAUGUUCUGAUACUAGAAACUGAACUUUCAUUUUGAUCCCAAACAGCCAGAGAAUUACUUGGUAACCAUGUGAGAUGAGGCGAGAUGGAAUGCAUGUAGCCUAUAGCUUACUAACCCCUGGAGUACAGUCGGGCAUGUCAGGGUUUUUAAAAAAAAACAAAAACCCAUCUGGCUAUUAAGUGAACAUCUAUUCUGCUUGUUGAAUUUUCCUGCAGCUGGGCUGGCAAUUGGUGUCAAAAUACUUCCAUUAUAGACUGAUUGAAAAAGUAAUAAUGUUAGAUCAUGUCUUGUGUUCUGUUUAGGCAUCAAUUAACAUGUAGAACUUCUCUUUCUCUCAGAAUCUUCAAAUGAGUGUAUCAAAGAAAAACAGUUUUUGUAAAUUGUGUUCGUGUGUGUGAUGCUCAUUAGGCAAAGAUAUGAUAAACCCUAUGCUAAUAUUGUAUUAAGAUGCCUUCUUCUUGUAACUGAGUGUUUUAACUGUGCCGUUUUGUAAUGUAUAAAUGCUAAUAGACUAGCAAUUAAAUUACAAGUCUUCCUAUACUUUUUCCAUUGUAUAUUAGGAAAAAAAGGUAGAAUGUUUCAAAGUAAACCAGAAGCACAUCUAUGCCAAUAUUGAGGAACCACCAUUGGUUACAGAGUUUCCAAAUUCUUACACAAGCACAUGACUGAUAUGUAUUACCAUGAUUUUUUCCUCCUGUUAUUGAUUUUUCUUAGUAUAUUAAAAAAAAUUGCCCAGAA